This is a messenger RNA of Ananas comosus (pineapple), 1896 nucleotides long. RefSeq names its product probable magnesium transporter NIPA6. Gene Ontology annotation, cellular component: membrane. The record is from RefSeq and is a predicted model, not a curated record. NCBI's taxonomy places the organism in Eukaryota, Viridiplantae, Streptophyta, Magnoliopsida, Poales, Bromeliaceae. The coding region runs from base 204 to 1253 and encodes 349 amino acids. Gene Ontology annotation, molecular function: magnesium ion transmembrane transporter activity. The transcript is spliced from 9 exons. Gene Ontology annotation, biological process: magnesium ion transport.
UAAAAAUUCCCGCAAGGUGACGAGAAGACCCGGCUUAACCAACACUACGAAUCCGCUUCUCAACCAAUCCCCUCGCUUCGUCGUCGUCGUGGUCGUCUUCGUUGUCUUCGUCCUCGUCUUCGUCCUCCCAUGAACACAGGAAGAGGAGGAAACGAAACCCUAAAACUAAUCCUAACCCGAGAGAGAUAACAGAGAUAAGAGGGAUGGGGUUCUCCACGGACAAUCUCAAGGGUUUCCUCCUCGCGCUCCUCUCGAGCGGCUUCAUCGGGGCGAGCUUCAUCAUUAAGAAGAAGGGGCUCAGGAGGGCCGCCGCCGCAUCUGGAGUCCGCGCAGGAGUUGGUGGGUAUUCCUACCUCUUAGAGCCACUUUGGUGGGUCGGUAUGAUCACGAUGAUUGUUGGGGAGGUCGCCAAUUUCGUGGCAUAUGCCUUUGCUCCUGCUGUUCUUGUCACUCCUCUUGGUGCUUUAAGUAUUAUUGUGAGUGCGGUGUUAGCCCACUUCAUUUUGAAUGAAAGAUUGCAAGGUCUUGGUGUAUUGGGCUGUGUGAUGUGUAUUGCUGGAUCAGUAGUCAUCGUCAUCCAUGCACCACAGGAGAGACCAAUAACCUCUGUUCAGGAAAUAUGGAGCCUGGCCACUCAGCCUGCUUUCUUGUUAUAUGUGGCUUCAGUUAUUGUGCUAGUCUUUGUCUUAGCUUUCCACUUUGCUCCGCGCCGUGGGCAUUCCAAUGUGCUAAUCUUCACAGGCAUUUGCUCGCUGAUGGGUUCUCUCUCGGUAAUGAGUGUUAAAGCUCUAGGAACCUCCCUAAAGUUGACUUUUGAGGGUAUGAAUCAGUUGAUUUAUCCACAGACGUGGUUUUUUAUGCUGGUAGUGCUUACAUGUGUUAUUACACAAAUGAAUUAUCUUAACAAGGCUCUUGACACUUUUAACACCGCCAUUGUUUCUCCGAUAUAUUACGUGAUGUUCACAACACUUACAAUUGUAGCAAGUGUUAUAAUGUUUAAGGAUUGGGAUGGACAAGGUGCAGGGAGUAUCAUCUCUGAAAUUUGUGGCUUCAUUGUUGUUCUAUCAGGCACCAUCCUUUUGCAUGUGACUAAAGAUUCAGACAGGAACCUCUCAAGAAGUAUGUAUGCUCCAUUAUCUCCGACCUUGACUACUAGACUUGCUAAUGAAAACGGGGAGCUAUUGAAGCAUGUUGAGGAUGAUAUGGCUUCUUCUGAAGAAACUGGCGGCUUAAGAAGACACGAGCUAUACUAGCAUUUUCUUACUCCAGACAAAGAGCCAAUAGAUUGUGUGACAACCUACAACCUUGCAAUUAUAAAAAGUUUCGCAACAAGCAAUGGCCAAUCUAAGUGGCUUCACCAAAAAUCAGUUUAAUGGCAGAGGAAGGAACAAUCAGAAAGGUACAAACUUUGGUGAAUCACCAAAAAAAUCGUGGCCUUUAAACGGUUUUUAAUGGGCAAUAGUUUGCGUGAGGGUGAAAUUAGGGCAUCAAUUUCCGGCUUGCUUUUUGGUAUAUAAUUGCUUCAGAGUUCAUGGAAAUUGGAUUGAAUUAUCUAUUCUUUUGUGUAUAUAACUUAUGGCCAGUCAAAGAUGAGAGGGAAAUAUUUGGUCCAGAGUGUGAGAAAGUAGUAUAUUUGUCAGCAGAUAUUGCAUUAGUUGUUCACUUUUAAUUUAAUUCAGUGUUGCUGUGUACAGAACUUUCAUAGGAAAAGGCUACAGCCCUCCCUCGUCCCCAAGUAUUGUUACUGAAAUUGACUUUUUUGAGGAGAGUUUUUUUUAAAUUUUUUUUCUUGUAAUUAUUGUGUGAUAGGUGUUUGAUAAUGAGGGGUUUGGAAUUUUUUUUUUUUUUUCAUAGUGAGUGACACGUUUCAAGGUUAAACUAUUUAUUUUUGGUGCA